Messenger RNA from Copidosoma floridanum, 2538 nucleotides. Its product is annotated as bromodomain adjacent to zinc finger domain protein 2B. Lineage: Eukaryota; Metazoa; Arthropoda; Insecta; Hymenoptera; Encyrtidae. Gene Ontology annotation, cellular component: chromatin. Gene Ontology annotation, molecular function: DNA binding; protein binding. The record is from RefSeq and is a predicted model, not a curated record.
AUUUAGUUAAAAAAAAACGAUGAGUGCAAUUAUUCACGAUCGUCUUGGUUGAUGCUUGCUAUAUCCUUUCUACAGUACAUGAUACAUGGGGUGGGAAUCUUAAAGAUGAAUAAAAUAAAAAUUUAUGUGUAGGCCCGUAAAAAGCGCCAAGAAGAAGUGGAAAAACUUCGUUUGGAAGAACAACAGCGCAAGCAACAGGAACGAGAAAUGAAGAGGCAACAAGCAGUUAUACUGAAAGAACAGAUGUACAUGCAGGAGCUGACCAAGCAGCGCGAGAUGCUCUACACCGUCGAGCUGGAGCGAGAGCGCAGGCGGCAGCACAUGAACCUGAUCCGGGCACUGGAGAAUCGGCGCAAAAUGGAGGAACGUGAACGCAAGAGGCUAGAAGCCCGGGCCGAGAGGAUAGCUUCGAAGGAGCGCCGGGCUGAGCAGCGCCGGCUCGAGCUCGAGCUCGUCGAGCAGAUUCGCAAGCCCGUCGAGGACAUGGAAUUGGCCGACCAGAAGGCCCUGCCGAAGCUACGCCGGCUGCCGGGGCUCAGGCUGAGCGGCCAAGCGUUCGCCGACAUCGUCAUGGUAUUUGAGUUCCUUCACAACUUUGGCGAGACCCUCGGCUUCGACAUGGACUCGCUGCCGAGUUUGCGCAGCCUCCAAGCGGCCCUGCUCAACGACGAGGAAGCCGAGGAAGAGCUACUCUCGGUGAUGACCCACCUGCUCGUCUGCGCGAUCGAGGAUCCCGGCAUACCCCAGCCGGCGCGUCAUACGACUGGACUUGGGCAGAGCUUGCGCCAGGCUGACAUCACCCACGCUAACCUGAGCGAGGUCUUGCGCAUCUACCUGUACGCCAAUGCGACCGGCGAGGUCAAGGCUCUGACGGGGGUCUGUUUGGAGCGCGAGCGCGACAAGAGGCUCGCCGACCACCACCAGAACGCACCGACGGACAACGGGCCUCCCACGGGUAGCGGGAAAAACGCCCAGUUUUACGAGCACCUGCACAGCAACGAGACCUGGCGCAUGUCCGAGCGUCUGCGGGACAAGCCCUUCCUCGCGCUCAACCCGACCCACAAGGCACAAAUGCUCGCGUUCCUCUGCAACGAGCUGCUCCAGAACAAGGCGGUCACCCGCCAGAUCGAGCAGAGCCUCGAGAACGUCGCCCAGCUCAAGAAGGAGCGCUUUCUCCUCGACACCAAGAUACGCAAGCUACGACAGUUGCACGCGCGUAAGCAGCGCAUGGAGGCCGUGGGUGUCAUCGUCAACAAGUCCGCCGACGGCAUCAGUUUGACUCCUCUGAUGGCGGUGGGAGCCUCGGUUAUGGCUGGAUCGGCAACGACGACGACAACAAUCAUAGCGAUGACGAAUAAUAAUAGUAGUACAUCUACGACGACGGUGACAGUGGGGACGCCUACGACGACGGUGGCGUCCGCCACUGACGCGUGUAGUACCAUUCCCACGAUUGCUACCAGUACCGUUACUACUGGUACCAGUACCACAGCUGACGCGAGUGACGCUCUGCUGGUGGAGAAUAAGAAAGAGCCCGAGGUGAACGAACAGCCGACUUCCCCGACGCUACCUCCGCCACCACCUCCACCACCACCGCCGCCUCCAGCGCCAGCCCCGGCACCCGCCGGGCACGAUGAGUCGCAUCACGAGGACGAGGCCCAUGACGAGGAGAUGUCGGAGAACGAGAGCGAGGGCACCCAGCCCGAGGAGGAGGAGGACAAAAAUCUGUCGGCCGAUGAGCUUGGCAAGAAGCUCGACAAGUUGCUCAAGCAGUCCGAGGAGCAGCUACAGAAGCUCAACGGUUCGUCCAAGGAGCUGCGAGCACACAUAUUCGGCCAGGAUAGGUACUGGAGACGAUUUUGGGAGUUACCCUGUGCCGGUGGGGUGUUCGUCGAGGCCAUGGAGAGCGCCGAGCCGGAAGUGCUCCCGCUUCAGGCUGAGCUGGACGAAAAGUACAAGAACGCGCCGCCGAAAGAAGAGCCACCAAGCGAGGCUGAACAGCAGAAACAGUGGCAAAGUAACGGGCCCAAUGAUAUCAGCGACGCGUCUCUUAACGAUGCUACGCACGAUGACGACGAGGAGCGGGAGCCCGAGAAACUCGCUGCUGACGUUGCUGUUGAGCAAAACUCGACCGAACAAACAAAUAGCAACGAUAAUAAGAACGUGCAUAACAAUCACUGCAACUCCGAGCUGAUCAACAACUCGACUGACGAGGUGAAAAAAGAAACAGAUAUCGUGGCUGACGACAACGAGGAUGACGAGGUAGCCAAGGCAAACAAACUCGAGGGUUCGAACAAAGUGAAACAAGAACUUGCUGACAACGUAGACGUAAACGUUAAGACGGAGGAGCCCGAAAAAUUGGAAAAUUGUCCAAACGGCGAUGAUGGCACCCCAAAGCUCGACGGCCUUAAGAUGGAAGACAAAAUUUCCGAGGCAAUUGCAAACGGAGACAAAUUCAAUUUGCCCAACGGCAAGGAAUUGAACGGUAGUUUUCCUUCUGGUAAGAUUUAUUGGAUGCUGGCAAUGACAAUGGCNAAGUAA